This is a messenger RNA of Blepharisma stoltei, 570 nucleotides long. The record is from the annotation of a GenBank genome assembly. NCBI's taxonomy places the organism in Eukaryota, Ciliophora, Heterotrichea, Heterotrichida, Blepharismidae.
AUGGAACCAAACGAAAGGCUCACUCCAAAACCCACGCUUGCCACAAGAUUAACAGUAAACGAAACAAGCAGUUGCCAAAACUGCGUGAAAAGUAUUUAUUUUUCAAAAUUUACACAAAUCCUCUAUGUCUUUUUGAUCGUUCUAUGUCUGAUUAUGACUGUAUGGAUUAUUAUUGAAUACGGGCACUUUGAAGGUAAAAGCUAAAUAGAUCCUCUUUGGUUUGUCAUUCUUGAAUGGAUCAUAGCAGUUGCUGUUAUUUUGGAAUUAGUGGCAAGGCUCUAUAUAUUUGGGUUUGCGUGGUUUUUUAAAACGUGGGUAAAUAUCAUUGAUUUGAUUUUGACUGUGGCUUCUGCUGUAGCAAUUGUGAUUACUUUUUAUGUGGAUUUCGAAAGGCACGAUAACUUGCCAGGGGUAGCUGGAAAUAUUAUUUUAGCUGUGAGAAAUCUAGUUACUUUGAUUAGGGUUAUUAUGUUUAUUAAAAGACUGAGGACUGCGGGGGUUAAAAGUGUGCAUAUAGACAGCUUACAAAGUGGAGGAUCAAAUUCGCCACUUAUUGCAGAAAAAGUUUAG